AUGGAGGUUCUAGAGAGGGAGGGCCACAGCGGUCCCCCGUUAGUAGACCAUCUGCCGAUUCCCGAAACGGAGGAGCUGCUGCUGCACCCGCCUCCCGACUUCCACGCGUCGCACGACGGCGCUUUCUCCCCUUAUUCAGUGCGCUCUCCGCGCUCUCCGCAGCUACAGCCGCACUCUUCCCCCCCCGCCAGGCGCGCGCGGGGAUCGCGCGGUCAGUAUAGCGAGAUUAGCGAGGAGGAUUAUAGCGAGGAUGAGGACAACGAUGGGGAUAGCCUUUUGGAUCCGUCAGGGAAGCGAGGGAAGCGACGUCGACCGUUCGAUUUGGAUUUAGAUCGACCGCUGGGGCCUAGUUCGCUCCCUUACCCCUUUUCCCUCCUCUCCUCGUAUUCGUCUUCGUCGCUCGCGUCGCUCUGCUCCGAUGCGAUUUGGCUCAGAUGGCCUGUAAUCGCAGCCGUUGCAGUAAUCAUCCUCGUUAUAAUCUUCCUCACUUCCCCUGCAGCAGUGUCCCCCACCACAACUACACCCCCAUCGGACGGCUCAGAUUCUUUUUAUCCGUCUGAUCUGGACGGCACAGGAACCGGCUCAUCGCGAGAACCUAGAGGUUACCAUCCGUUACCAGUCGACUCGUUUAAAGGCGUAGACGCGUCCACUCUAGAUCCGUCUACGUUACCGUCAGGCGGACGGGGAGCGGGUGGAGGUGAUUGGGGAACCGGCGCUGGCGGAAACUGGGGUGGCGGAAAACCGGGGGAAGACCCGCAAGAGGGGCUGUAUCCGGACGCUAAGCCUGCGCGGGGAGGGGGAAGAUGGGGGAAAGCGGGCGCGGGGGCAGGCGCGGGCGGCGGGGGACAUUUGGGUGAAGAGGCGGCGGAAGUGGAGGAUUAUAGGGACUCCGCGGGGGUGGGGCGGGAGGGGGAGGUGGUGGGGGAGGAUGCCAAGAAGAAGAGGAGCCGACUGGAUGACGAGGUGGUGACGUGGCGAGGCGCGCCGUGGAGAUUCGACGUUGGUGAUUGGCUGAGCAGCUGCAAUGGGGAGUCGGGGGUGAUCAAGACCGUGGAGGUGGGUGCGGGGGGGAAUAAGGAGGGAGGUGGGACUGGGGGAAGGGGAGGGUGCGGGAGGAGGGCUUCGAGGGGAGGGAAGCAAGGGGAAGAAUGGGAUUGGGUGAAGGUGCUCGAGGGGCGGACUGUUCUCACAUGGACGCGCAUCCCUGCUCCUCCCCACCCACGUCUUCUGCGGGAGUGGUGGGCGGGAGUGCGUGGGCGUGUGCGGGCGAGUGCGACCUGCACUCGGGCUUGUGCUUCUGUGGCGCUGCCUCGCUCUUCCCCCUCCGCCCCGUCCCUGACCCCUGCGGCUUUGCCCAUGACUUGUGAGUGGACGGGGGGAGUGGUGGGCGGGAGUGCGUGGGCGUGUGCGGGGGAGUGCGACCUGCACUCAGGCCUUUGCUUCUGCGGUGCUGCCUCCCUCUUCCCCCUCCGUCCCGUCCCCGACCCCUGCGGCUUUGCGCAUGACUUGACAGCAGCGGUGGACAGAACGAGAAAGGACACGGAGGCCCUGUAUGCCAACACCACGCACUACCCCGGCUGCAGCUGGUGCAACACACGUGUUCCCCCUCCCUCCAUCUCCUCUCCUCCCCUCUCCCCCCCUCUUCCCUUCCUCAGAGCAGCAGCGGUGGACAGAACGCGAAAGGACACGGAGGCCCUGUACGCCAACACCACGCACUACCCCGGCUGGUGCAACACCCGUCCUGAAGCAGUGGGGGUGGGCAUGGGCGGCAGCAUGGCGAUGGGCGGGGCGGAGCCGCGGGCGCGGUGCACGUGUGACUAUGACGGGGCGGUGGGGGCAUUCUGUCACGUGCCUGUGGCGGCCUUCUGUGUCAACCAGUGCUCGGGGCACGGCACGUGCAUACGAGGCCACUGCCAGUGCAACGAGGGCUGGUUCAGCGUUGAUUGCAGCGUGCCCUCCCAAGCCACAUUCGCCGACCCUCAGCUCCCGGCCUGGCUGCAGCCCUUCGACCAGGCCAAGAGGGGGAGACAGGACGAGGAGGACGGGGAGGGAGAGGGGGAGACAGAAAAAGAUGCGGAGGGAGGGGGAUAUGGUGGUGAGGGUGCUGCUGAUGGUGGGAGAAACGCUGCUGGUGAUCGGGCAGGUGCAGGGGGGGCAGGGGGGGCAGCAGGGGGAGCAGUUGGAGCAGGGGGGCGGAACGAGGUGGUGAAGCGGCGGCCGUUGAUCUACAUCUACGAUCUACCGCCGCAGUUCAACAGCAACUUGCUGCAGGGCCGGCGCGGCAAGAAGGAGUGCGUGCCUCGGCUGUAUGAUCGCCUCAACCGCACCGCCUUCCUGCCCGACCAUAUCCACGGCAUGGAGGUACGUAGGAUCGCCCUGCACGAGGCGUUGCUGGCAAGCAAGCACCGCACGACCAACGCGGAGGAGGCGGAUUUCUUCUUUGUGCCCGUCUACGCCUCCUGCUUCUGGCUGCGCCUCACCAACGGGGGAGAUGCUUCCGGCAUCCAGCUCCUGCCGCACGUGCAGGGCAGCUGGGCGUGGCACGUGGCAGAGAUGUACUCGGCAGUGCACCGCCACAUCGUGCAUGCCUACCCCCACUGGAACAGAAGUCGCGGCCGCGACCACCUCUGGCCCAUGGGCACAGAUGAAGGGGCUUGUUUGGCCCCUCAAGCCAUCUGGCACGGCAGCAUGCUCACGAGCUGGGGCAACAGCAUGGCAGCUCACUCCCACUCAGUCAAGGCGGCACCGCAGCAGCGGUGGGACGACAUACCCCUGACGCUGAGGGGCGGCCACCUGUGCUACUCCGCUGCCAAGGAUAUUGUGCUGCCAGCCUGGCUGCCGCCCAAUGUGAAGCACCUGCAUGAGCAGUACUGGCUCAGGUCAUUUGAGGAGAGGGAGCACCUCUUCUAUUUCGCUGGUGACUUAGGAUCUGAGUACAAGGGGGGCUCUCCUGAUACCAGGUUCAGCUUCGGCAUUCGGCAGGCCGUGGCUCGAGAAUUCGCCUCGGUGCCAAAUAACAAGGGGCAGCUGGGGUCGCAGCAGGAGGAGGGGGUGAUUGUGACGAAUGAGAGGGGCAAGGGGCACAGCGCUCAGCUGGGCAACGCCCGGUUCUGCGGAGUCUUCCCCAGCAAUGGCUUCAAUGCUGACAUGGAAGAGGCGAUGAAGCAUGGCUGCAUCCCUGUCAUCAUUCAGGACGGCAUCCACCUGCCAUUUGAGAACGCCUUGGAAUAUGCUUCAUUCUCAGUGCGCAUAGAGGAAAGGGACAUUCCCAACAUGCUCACAAAGCUCAAGGCUAUCACUGCGGAGCAUGGGAGUGCGCUGCAAGGUACAGUGCAGAAGGUGUGGCAGCGGUUGUCGUACCACUCGGUGAUCGCACAGGAGGCCAAGAGGCAGCAGGACGAGUAUGGACACAACGAGGCAUGGGCUUUUGGCAUCAGCUUGCUGAAAGACGACGACGCCAUUGAUACACUCAUUGAGGUGUGUAUUGCACCUUAG
This is a messenger RNA of Closterium sp. NIES-65, 3495 nucleotides long. Lineage: Eukaryota; Viridiplantae; Streptophyta; Zygnematophyceae; Desmidiales; Closteriaceae. The record is from the annotation of a GenBank genome assembly.